Molecule: messenger RNA, 531 nt
Organism: Pleurotus ostreatus (oyster mushroom)
Lineage: Eukaryota; Fungi; Basidiomycota; Agaricomycetes; Agaricales; Pleurotaceae
Gene: EMP24
Product: p24 complex component
Exons: 6
Coding region: 1-531 (176 amino acids)
Biological process (GO): intracellular protein transport; protein retention in ER lumen; endoplasmic reticulum to Golgi vesicle-mediated transport
Cellular component (GO): endoplasmic reticulum-Golgi intermediate compartment; endoplasmic reticulum; COPII-coated ER to Golgi transport vesicle
Source: RefSeq, a predicted model, not a curated record
AUGAUAGACGUCAAUGCCGGCAAAAAGGAAUGCUUCUUCGAAGACCUCCACCAACAUGACAAAAUGACAGUGACAUACCAAGUCGGAGGGGGAGGGCACUUGGACAUUGACUUUUGGCUGGCGGACCCGUCGACGAAGCUUCUUGCCAAACAGAUUCGUCAGUCGACAGGGUCAAUCAGCAUUACCGCUGAGCGGGACGGUCGCCACGAGUAUUGCUUCUCCAAUCAAAUGAGCGCUAUUGCAGACAAGCUUGUCAGUUUCAAUGUGCAUGGAACAAUAUAUGUCUCCGACGAUGAGGACGUGGUUGCACCAAUAGAGCGCGAGAUUCGCUCCCUGGCUAGCGGUCUUGCAGCAGUCAAAGACGAGCAGGAAUACAUCGUCGUUCGCGAACGGACACAUCGCAAUACCGCAGAAUCCACUAAUUCCCGCGUGAAGUGGUGGUCCAUCAUACAGGCGUUCGUGCUAUUUGCUGUAGUCGCGUGGCAGGUUUAUUACCUCCAGUCUUUCUUCGAGGUAAAGCGUGUAAUAUGA